UGAACAUUGUGCAAACACUGAGCCAUAAUCAGACAAAGUAAGUCCCGCCGCUGAGCGGAUUGCGGGUGGACGUAUUAUUCUGACAGCGUGGUUGUAAUUAGUUAGCUCCAGGCGGAAUGUAAACUAGUAUUUGAAAACUAUCACUGCCACGUUUCCAUUUUAUAGGCAGUUGUCGUGUUCUUGGUAAGAAACUAUAGCUCGUUAGCUAGCUGGCUAAAGAGUCGGGUAACUGGCUUGCUAACCACCGGUGUUCCGUUACCUGGCGUUCUCAGUUAUAGCUUAUUUACAGCGAGACUGUAGAGGAAAACUUAUGACAGGUACAUGGGCAGACCUAUUGAGUUAACUUAUUGGAGCUUCCGAUAUUAUGUGCUGUUCUGUUUAAUUAAAUGGCUGUAAAUUAAUUGCCUUUACAGACCGGGCACAUUCACGCUAGCUAUAAAUACACUUCUUUGUUUCCCUCUUAUCCAUAAGCGGUUCAGCUAGCAAAGGAUUUGGCUUUAUCUUCUUUUGGCAGUUGGACGUUUAGCGUUUUGCAUGCUCGCCAAAGUAAAGGUCGGGAUAUACUGAACUUUUGACAGCAAGCUGUCAAACUUAGUGACCAGCGCAAAGUUCAGCACGGUGUUCCAGUUAAGCUCACAUUUUAACGUUUGAAUGUCCCAAAUUACAUGGAAAUUCACCGUUGCAGUUCGGAAACAGAGGUGCAAUCUCGGUCUUCCAAAUCUGGUACCAGAAACUCGGCAACUACAACUAGACGAAGUCUGAGGACCCUGCAGGGCUGGGCACCAUGUCCGAGGACAACAAUGCUGACAAGUUUAUCAAGGAGACCUCCAUCUUGGAAGAAUAUAGUAUCAACUGGACACAGAAGCUUGGUGCUGGAAUCAGUGGACCUGUAAGGGUGUGUGUAAAAAAAUCUACACAAGAACGAUUAGCUUUGAAGAUCCUCAUUGACAGACCUAAGGCACGCAAUGAGGUAAGACUUCACAUGAUGUGUGCCUCACACUCAAACAUUGUAAAGGUCUUGGAGGUUUAUGCCAACAACGUGCAGUUUCCCCAUGAAUCAAGUCCGAGAGCAAGGUUAUUAAUUGUUAUGGAGAUGAUGGAAGGAGGGGAGUUGUUUCACAGAAUCAGCCAGCACAGACACUUUACAGAAAAGAUGGCCAGCCAAGUCACUAAACAGAUUGCCCAGGCUUUGGAGCAUUGUCACUUAUUGAAUAUUGCACAUAGAGACUUGAAGCCAGAGAACCUGCUGUUUAAAGACAAUUCAAUAGAUGCUCCCGUAAAACUGUGUGAUUUUGGUUUUGCCAAAAUUGACCAAGGUGAUCUGAUGACGCCACAAUUUACUCCUUACUAUGUAGCACCUCAGGUAUUGGAGGCACAAAGGCGCCACCAAAAAGAAAAGUCUGGAAUUAUACCUACCUCGCCUACCCCUUACACAUACAACAAGAGCUGUGACUUGUGGUCCUUGGGUGUGAUUAUCUAUGUGAUGUUGUGCGGUUAUCCUCCAUUUUAUUCCAAGCACCACAGCCGCACUAUCCCUAAAGACAUGCGCAAGAAGAUCAUGACAGGCAGCUUUGACUUCCCCGAAGAUGAGUGGAGCCAAAUAUCAGAGAUGGCAAAGGACAUUGUUCGCAAGCUGUUGAAAGUAAAGCCUGAAGAAAGGCUUACUAUUGAGGGGGUCCUGGCCCACCCCUGGCUGAACUGCACGGAGGCUUUGGACAAUGUGCUUCCUUCUGCUCAGAUGAUGAUGGAUAAAGCUGUUGUCGCUGGAAUCCAGCAGGCCCAUGCAGAGCAACUGGCCAACAUGAGAAUACAGGACCUUAAUGUCAGCCUGAAGCCUCUCAGCUCUGUAAACAACCCUAUUUUGAGGAAGCGAAAGUUACUCGGUACAAGACCAAAUGAUGGCUUUUUUAUCAAUGACCCUGAAAAUGGAGCAGAAGACUCUAAUGUGGCACUUGAAAAACUAAGAGAUGUCAUUGCGCAGUGCAUUUUACCACAAGCUGGAGAAAAUGAGGACGAAAAGCUGAACGAGGUGAUGCAUGAAGCAUGGCGUUUCAACAGGGACUGCAAGCUUCUCCGUGAUGGAUUGCAUGGGCUGAGCUGGAAUGGUAUGGCUUUUUCUGAUAAAGUUGAUCGGUUGAAAUUGGCAGAGAUUGUGAAACAGGCCAUUGAAGAAAAAACAUUAGAAGACUCCCACUAGAAAGUGCUACAUUUUUAUUUACUUUUUUACUGUUUAUUAUAAUUGUUCUUAAACAAAUAACUGUAAAGAGAAAUUUUAUGUACAUUGAACUUUUCCCCUCCAUGGACACACUUGCAAGUCUGUUGUACAGCUGUGGAUAAAGCCAAGUUGGUAUGAUUGCUCUCUCUCUACAGUUGUAAAUGAAAAAAAUGUAAAUCUUUUUCCCCUGAACAAAAAUUAUUUCAGUAUGAAGGGAGCAAUUUAUGAUUCAUUUUUAUUAGGUUUUUUUUUUUAUUUUUUUUAUUUUUUUUAUGCCCAUAUGUCAAGAUAAAUUUAAAGGAUUCAAGACUAAAAGACUUCUUUAAAGGACAGCAUUAGGUUGCUUUAACAUUUGUUAUUUAUGUUAAUAUGUAAAAAAAUAAAGACAAUUUAUUUACUGCAGAAUAGAACUUGAUCAGAAUUAAUGUUACUUUAGCACUAAUCAAAUACAUAUCAUUACAAAUUGUCCAGUUAUAACUUAUCUCUGAUAUAUAUUGUAAUUUACUGACUAUCAUCCUUGUCCUCCCUGAAAAAGGUUUAGCUGUUAAGUUGGAAUAUUAAAUGAUUAAUUCUCUUGUAUAACUACAAUCCACAAUUUUUACAUUUUUAUGUCAGUAAGAUCUCUCUUAAGCUGAAUAAUCGGUAGUUUUAGCUGAUAUCUGCCCAUUUUUGAUUAGUAUUACAUAAAAAAAACUAUAGCAUUCCUUUAUAAACAAAUGCUGCUAACAUUUUGAUCCACAUGAGCCAAUAGGCCAACUAGGGCCUGGUAUUUCACAAGCAUCAUGGUUACAAAUUACUUGAUACCAUAUGCACUAUACUAACAAAAGUAACCUGAACAACUAUACAACAAUUUUGACUUUUCAUUAUAGUGUUAUCACUCAAAAUUUUACAAUACAUUAUGAAAAUAGGUCCGAUGUCUAAAGUAUAAAUGGUCAUUCCGCUAUUUAUUCCUAGAGCUUAUUACAUUAUUUUAAGACUGAUAACUUUUGAAAAAGUUUCCCUUGAAUUUUGACUCAUCAACCACUGGUGUAGCUUGGUGAUUCACUUGUUAUACUUUUGCAUUUAAAAACAUUUGGCUAUUAUAUACAAAACUCACAAUUCACAGUUGCAAGUGCAAAUUUAGAAAACGAUUCAAAAGUGACUUUUUUUUAGACCUGUAUUAUGGAGGUUAGUACAAAUUUAAGGCUAAUAAUGCAUUUAUUACGGAAGCCAAUUACUCAUAAUUUGUUUAAUUGAAGUAUAGACUGAAUACAGAAAGUAUUCAGACCUCCUGACUUUUUGCAUGCUUUUUUGUGAUGGAUUUAAUUUUGACUGUAUAUGACUUUUUGAAAAAUCUUCACUUGAUCACUCAUAAUGACAAAGAAAAAACAGAGUUUUUUUUUCAAAAAUGUAUUAAAAUCAAACACUUAAAUCUCUAAUUCACAAAUGCAGCAACUGCAUUCUUCUUGGAUAUGUCUGUACAAACUUUGCAUACAUGGAUUUGGGCAGCUAAUUCCUUUCUUCAUGGCAGAUUCUCUCAUUUUCAGGCCUGUCCCCACAGAUGUUUAAUGGAAUUGAAGUCUGUUUUUUUCUUUCUGUCCCUCCCACUGAGAAGCACCCCUGUUUUUCCUAGACACAGUACUUACACAGUUCUGCAAAAAGAUUUUCAUUUUUGUCUCAUCAGACCAGAUAAUCUUUUUCAUGUUGUCCUUUACAUUUCAAGUAGGCUGUCAUAUGCAUUUUACUUAACAGUGGCUUUCAACCUGCCAUUAAGGCCUGAUUUAUGGCUGCUGCAGAGAUGGUUGUCCAUCCAACAUGAAUUUUGGGGCUAUUUUAAAUUGCAGAAGUUAGACUUCUAAACAAAUCUCAAGAACAAUUUGUGGACCUGACCACAAUGUUGAGUGCCACGGCAAAGGAUGUGAAUAAUUGUGAAUAAGAGCUUUCACUUCUUGGUUUUUAAAUAAAUAAUAAUAAAAAAAAUCAUGUAUUCACUUCAUCAUUGUAAUUAAUUGAAUUGAUGGAUGGGUUAUAGUAAUUCAAAAUGAAAUUCACAAUGUAGCAUGCAAAAAGUCAAGCAGUCCACCAAGCAGUAACCCCCCCUGCUUAAGAUUCAGGUUUAUAGCUUGGUGGUGCUAUCAGUCAGCCGGGCGUCUACACAGACGUAUUUGUGUAUGUCUGGUAAGGCAGGGAUAGUCAAAGCGAAGAAAUAUACAUAUAAACAAACACUGUUUAUGUUCACCCAAACGUUUGUUUUACUUUCAUCACUGUUGCACUAUGACGCUUUUAGAAAACAGAUUUAUUCCUUGGGUAUUUAUACUUUAAUAGAUGGCUCAACAACCAUAGCAACAAGUCAUUAAUAGCACUCAGGUGUAUCAUCUUUUAAAAACUGAUUACACUACAAAUUAAUUACAACUCAUACAUAAGACAUACAAUAUAUUAACAUUAAUUAAUGCAAUAUAUUAAAACUACAAUAUGUUUAAAAAGCCAAAACAUUGUAAACAUACAUUUUAUAAUGAACUGUCCUUAGCUGUAAUUAUUUAAUACACACUCCCAAAAUGUUAGUUUACCCCGUGUGUUUAGUGUUAAACGCCUAAAUUUAAAAUGUAGCAAUGUAUCUGGGACACUUUUUGAAGCGGUUUAAUUGCUUUAUGUUCGUCCCUUUAAAACCAAGACAAAGCAAAUCACAGAAACUAUUUCUACAAGCUGUCUUCUAAGCAUGGCAAUAUUUUGCUCUUUUUUCAGAAUGGGUCAGGAAGAGGUUAGUGGCUUUAAUCUUUUGUUUUUCCACUUAAGACUCUUGUUAGUAGUGCUUCCACUUUUGUCAUUUCUGUUUUAUAUUUUAAUUUAUUUAAUUAAUUUUAUCUUUUACUCUUUUCUGAUGUGGCACGUAAGCACUUACCAUUUCAUGAUGGAAGACUUGUAGACCUGUACCUCAGACAGUAUUUUUUUUCUGACUAUUCUAAAAUAUUUGUAUUAAAGCAAUUAUUUGCUAACAA
Molecule: messenger RNA, 5190 nt
Organism: Trichomycterus rosablanca
Lineage: Eukaryota; Metazoa; Chordata; Actinopteri; Siluriformes; Trichomycteridae
Gene: mapkapk5
Product: MAPK activated protein kinase 5
Exons: 14
Coding region: 785-2197 (470 amino acids)
Biological process (GO): negative regulation of TOR signaling; peptidyl-serine phosphorylation; Ras protein signal transduction
Cellular component (GO): cytoplasm; nucleus
Molecular function (GO): calcium/calmodulin-dependent protein kinase activity; calcium-dependent protein serine/threonine kinase activity; ATP binding
Source: RefSeq, a predicted model, not a curated record